AUCUCACUUCCUAAGAUGUUUUAUCUCAGAAAUUAUCUUGCUGGAGAAGCACACAAAGCUGUUGAAGGUUUAUUUUAUCGAGACUCAAAAAGUGCAUACAUUGAAGCAUGGAAAGUCUUACAAGACAGAUAUGGAAAUGCGUUUAUUAUACAGAAAGCCUUCCUCGACAAGCUUGCAAGAUGGCCAAAGAUCAACGCAAAUGACUCACUUGCGCUACGUGAGUUUUCUGACUUCCUCCAAUGCUGCAAAGAAGCAAUUCCACAUGUCCAAGGGACUAGCUAUCUUCAGUGACUGUGAAGAGAACCAUAAAAUGCUAAAAAAAAAAAUUGCCUGAAUGGAUUGUUCGCAAGUGGAGUCAAAUAGUUGUAGAGGAACUUGAUGGAUCAGGUGAUUAUCCAGAUUUUAAAUGCUUCACAGAGUUUUUGAGCAAAGACGCAAAAAUAGCCUGUAAUCCCAUCGCCUCACCCCUGUUGGGGGGAAAUUUAAAGUUUCCAGAUGACAGAACCCCAAAAAGAGCCAAAACUUUCAACACAAAUGCACAACAAAAUGGUUCCAGUCAUGGGAAACAAGAUACAAAUAGCUGUAAACCAAAAUCACCUUACUAUGUUUGUAAAAGUGAAGCCCAGGGCAUCACCGGGUGUCCUACUUUCGCAUCAAAAAGUGAUGAAGACAAAAGGACAUUCAUACAUGAAAAACGGCUCUGCUUUGGGUGCCUGAGAAAAGGUCAUGUGACAAAGGAUUGUAAGAGACGACACACAUGUAAUAUAUGCAGACGUCGUCAUCCAACCUGCUUACAUGAAGAGAGGAUGGAAAGACCUGUGGAAACAACAACAAAUAGCUCCACUUUCACAGAAGAACAUGCUAGUCAAGAAACAAACAGAGUCGUGUCCCAUACAUCAACACAGCAUGCUUCUGCCACCACCAGUAUUGUACCAGUACUUGUGUCUUCAUUACAAGAGCCGCACAAAGAAAUACUAACAUAUGCAAUGCUGGACACACAGAGUGACUCAACAUUUGUGUUAGAAGAUGUCAUUGACAGACUGAAUGUGGAUUUCCAUCCAACAAAGUUGAAACUCAGUACUAUGACUGCUGUCGACACAAUUAUUUCCAGCAAGAGUGUUCAUGGUCUACAAGUUCGAGGACUUAACUCAGAGAGUUACAUCCAACUACACCAAGCUUACAGCAGAGACUUCAUCCCAGUAGACAAGUCUUAUGUCCCAACAAAAUAAACUGCAUUGAUGUGGCCUCAUCUCAGAAGCUUGGCAGAUAAGUUACCACCCGUUCAAGACUGUGAUGUAGGGCUUCUCAUUGGAUACGACUGUCCAGCUGCCCUAGCUCCACUAGAAGUCAUAACAGGUGACAAAAACCAACCCUUUGCACAAAGAUCAGAACUAGGAUGGAGUAUAAUAGGCUCAUCAAACCCCCACCUAGACAGACAAGGAAGUCAACGCUUUGUGCAUCGGAUCACAGUAAAGGAGCUAGCAAUCCCAUCGACUAUUGACAUUUUAAAGGUCUUAGAAUCAGAUUUCAUGGAGAGAAGCUAUGAAGAUAAAUAUGUGUCUCAAGAAUAUGUUAAUUUUAUACAGUUUCUCAGCAACAACAUCACACAGAAAGAUGAUGGGCAUUACGAAAUGCCUCUCCCUUUCAAAGGCAGCAGUCUGCCUAAUCUACCAAACAAUAAAAGACUAGCCCAAGUUCGCCUGCAGUGUCUGAAGAGGAAAUUAUAGGCCAACAAACAAUACUACGUGCAAUACAAAACAUUCAUGGAAGAAACCAUAAAUAAGGGUGAUGCAGAGCCUGCCCCUUCAACAUCUGAGGGAGAAACAGAGUGGUAUCUUUCACAUUAUGGCAUCUACCAUCCCAGGAAGCCAGAUAAGCUAAGAGUUGUUUUUGACUGUUCAGCCAAAUUCCAUGGUGUUUCGCUUAAUGACACACUGCUUACUGGGCCUGAUUUAAUCAAUCCUUUGUUAGGAGUGCUAUGUCGCUUCAGGAAAGAGACCAUAGCAAUAAUUUGUGACAUAGAAUGUUUUACCAAUUUACUGUCACUCCUGAAUCCAGAAAUUAUCUUAAAUUCCUCUGGUGGAAAGGAGGAGAUUUGGAGAAAGAACCACAGGAGUAUAGGAUGGCAGUUCAUCUCUUUGGCGCUGCUUCAUCUCCAGGAUGUGCCAAUUUUGGGCUAAAGCAUCUAGGACAGCAGCACAAGACUAACUAUCCUCAAGCAGCCACAUUUAUUGAGAAAAACUUUUAUGUGGAUGAUGGCUUAAUUAGUGUCCCAUCAGUAGAAGAAGCCAAGAAACUGAUCAUUGUGUCACAAGAGUUGUGUAAAAAGGGAGGCUUACGGCUUCACAAAUUCAACUCAAACAUGGAAGCUGCUCUCGCCUGCUUGGGUCCCUCAGAAGUAGCAACGGCCAUCGAGCCCCAUGAUUUGGAUCCAGCCUCAUCGGAGUGUGCACUUGGCAUUCAAUGGUUAAUAAAAAAUGACACCUUCAUUUUUAACAUCGGUUUAAAGGAUCAACCUUCUACCCGUCGCAGCUGCUUGUCAAUCAUUGCUUCACUUUAUGAUCCUCUUGGAUUCAUUGCUCCAUUCACCCUUAGUGGAAAACUUAUUCUUCAAGAGCUUUGUCAAAGAGGGGUAGGGUGGCAUGAUCCUCUACCAGAAGAUAUAAAGCCAUGGUGGGAGAAAUGGAUAAAUGAUCUGCAAAGACUGAAAGAGAUCUCAAUUCCGAGAUGUUAUCAUCCCGCUGACUUCCACAAUGUUGUCCGAGUAGAGCUGCACCAUUUUUCAGAUGCCAGUUGUGUAGGACAUGGUGCAUGUUCUUACCUGAGGUUCAUAAAUGACAAGGGUGAAGUCCACUGCAGUCUUGUGAUAGCGAAGGCAAGAGUUGCUCCUUCAAAGAUCACAAGUAUCCCAAGAUUAGAACUUGCAGCAGCAGUGGUUUCUACAAAAGUCAGUGUUAUGCUAAGAUGUGAACUUGAUAUGAAGAUAGAUCAAGAAUUUUUCUGGACUGACUCACAAGUUGUACUAGGGUACACAAUUCAGGUGCUUGUAACUGAAGUCAAAAGCAGUAAUGACAUCCUCGAACGCCUGAAUCGGUUUUCUUCUUGGACAACGCUUCUCAGGGUGAUUUCAAGAAUCAAGAGACUAGGCUCAAAGCAACAACAUAGUGAACAUGUGACUGUUGAGGAAGUACAAAGAGCAGCUGAAACUGUGAUUAAGAUUGUUCAACAACAAAACUUCCCAAAUGAGGUAAAGAUACUAGAAGGUGAAAAGAACAUUCCAAACACCAGCACCCUUUGUAGUCUUGAUCCUAUCUGGUCUGAAGGGCUUCUCCGUGUCAGUGGGAGAUUGAAGCAGUCAUCUCUCUGUUUUACAGUCAAACACCCAGUAAUACUACCCAACAACAGUCAUAUUACUAAGCUGAUUGUGUCACACUACCAUGCUAAGACAUGCCAUCAGGGUCGAGGCCAGACACAAAUGGAGCUUAGGAUCAAUGGAUUCUGGGUCAUUGGUGGGAGCAAGUUGGUAGCCAAGCUGAUACACGAUUGUGUGUUUUGCAGAAAACUUAGGCGGCCGAUGGAAAAGCAGAGAAUGGCUGACCUUCCUAAAGAACGUGUUGAAUCCUCUGCACCCUUCACAUAUAGUGGCAUGGACUGUUUUGGCCCUUUCAUUGUAAAGAAAGCCCGCAAAGAGUACAAAAGAUAUGGCCAAAUUUUUACAUGUACUACUAGAGCUACUACUCUACUCUACUCUAAUCUAGAGCUGUCCAUAUCGAAAUGCUUGAAGAUUUGUCAUCUGACUCAUUCAUAAAUGCACUGAGAUGCUUUAUUAGCAUUAGAGGAGCUGUACGACAACUGCACUUUGAUCAAGGCACUAAUUUUGUUGGUGCCAGGAACGAAUUCACACAAGCACUGAAACAAUGUGACACUAAGUUACUAGAAGUUUUCUUGGCGGAUAAACAGUGUGAAUUUGUUUUCAAUUCCCCCUCUGCCAGUCAUGCAGGUGGUGUAUGGGAAAGGCAAAUCAGAACCAUCAGAAAUGUAUUGAAUGCUACCUUCGCACAGUGCUCAGGCCGACUUGAUGAUGCAUCCCUCAGGAAUUGUUAUAUGAAGCCAUGGCUAUUAUCAAUAGCCACCCAUUAACAGUGGAUGGAAUCAAUGAUCCUCAAGCAUUGGAGCCCAUAACACCAAACCAUCUCAUUAUGAUGAAAUCUAAGGUUGCUCUCCCUCCCCCUGGAGUGUUUGUCAAAGAGGACCUAUAUGCCACAAAGAGGUGGAGGAGAUUGCAGCAUCUCAUUGAACAAUUCUGGAGUCGCUGGAAAAAGGAAUAUUUGAUGAACAUUUCCAUGAGACAGAAAUGGCACUCAGCUCAACGCAAUCUCAAGAAGGAGGGCAUUGUCAUUAUCAAAGACGAUAACCUUCCAAGAAAUCAGUGGCAACUAGGACGAGUGGUUGACACUGUUCAAGGCAGUGAUGGAUUGGUCCGUCGAGCCAAAGUUCAAGUCGGUGAACAAAAGUCAAAUUCUUCUUCUAAACCUUCAAUUAUUGAGAGGCCAAUUCAGAAUUUAGUUCUUAUGGAAAAUUGAUGAGAAAAGAUGAACAACGUUUGUACAGUUUAUUUAUUUCAUGGUAAUUUUAUGCAACCAUAUUUAGUCUACAUUAUUUAGUAGAGUCAAAAAAUCCUGUUCAAUUCAUUUACUCUUUAUGCAUUACUUUGUUCAUUCAUUGUAACAAGAUUUGGUGGGAGUGUAAAUAACUACUAAAUUUGAAAAUUCUCCUUGUUCAUUGGUCCAACAGUGACUCCUAGUGGUUAAUUUAUGCUUUCAUGUUAAAGAACGGUAGAUUUCUUCCUUGUUUAUUCUGUGGUUACCUAGCAACACCCUGCGAGAUGAGACGUUAGAUUAUAAAGAAACCUGGAGAAAAUCUUUAAAAUAGCGCCCUCGGAAAGCAGAAUGAGGUAUAAAUAUAUGUAAUUGUGAUUUGUAAUAAGAAAUGUUAUAGGUUUAUUUAAGAAACAGUAGAAUGUUGUGGUUUAUAAACGAAACUAUAUAUUAACGAGUUAAAGGACAUAACGUAUUUUUUUGUGUAUAACUGAAUAUUGAUAUGUUGAUUUUAUACAAGAGCUGAGUAUGUCCAACGGUUCUGUAUUCUUUUGUUUUAUGCUACAGUUUUCACGGUGUCAAUGGAAAGAAAGGUUGAGAUUAAAUUGCACUCGUUUGAAACUCCCUGCGUCUGGCUGUUCAAUCCGAGAGGCCGCUACAGUAAAUAUUGUGCUAAUUAUCAGUAUUGAACCAAACAAAGCAAGGCAGAUGCAAGCCUUUAAAAUUGUGACUCUUUUUAUGGAUCAAAUAGACUCAAAUAUUGUAACAGCAGCUGCGCGGAGGGGCCCAAACAAAUUUUUUGUCAGGGGGCCCAAGAUUCCUGGCAUCGC
Molecule: messenger RNA, 5428 nt
Organism: Poecilia latipinna (sailfin molly)
Lineage: Eukaryota; Metazoa; Chordata; Actinopteri; Cyprinodontiformes; Poeciliidae
Exons: 2
Coding region: 2024-3808 (594 amino acids)
Source: RefSeq, a predicted model, not a curated record